Molecule: messenger RNA, 2969 nt
Organism: Leguminivora glycinivorella
Lineage: Eukaryota; Metazoa; Arthropoda; Insecta; Lepidoptera; Tortricidae
Product: transmembrane protein 205
Exons: 5
Coding region: 68-934 (288 amino acids)
Source: RefSeq, a predicted model, not a curated record
CGCGCGCAUCGGGCACACGUUACUCGCUUCUCGCGCGAAACACAUCACAAAAAAUAAACAAAAAAAAAUGUGUAAUAUGUGCACUCGUGACGUCACCGCGGACAGUGCGCCCCCGCCGCCGCCGCCCAAGACAAGUAACAGUUUGGAACGGAUGAAGAGGAAGCAUGGGAUAGUCACGGACCCCGAAAACGAGGAGAAGCAGAAAGAGGUGGCGUACCAACCUGACCUGCUGGCGGUCUCCACGCAGUACUCUAAAGUGGCCUACGACAUCUUCAAGUCGACGAUGGUCCGCGUGCAAGAAACGAAGGCUUAUGUGAUCCUGACGCGAACAUCACAACCCUUCCACCUGGCGCUAGCAGCGCUAGUGGUCCUGGCCUGGCUGGCGCGGCCCGGCAGCACGGGCAAUCUGCGCGGCUGGCGCGCGCUCUACGUCAUCGCCGUGGCCAUCCACCUCGGCUCGCAAGUCUGGAUGACGUUAGUCUCCGGCAUUGUGCUAUACUUCAACCUGCCCCGGCACGAGUUCGGGCGCGUGCAGACGACGCUGUUCCCCGUGUACUACGCCUUCAAUGCCUGCGUGAGCCUCGUCGCUCUGCUCGCCUACUUCCGCACGCAGACCAUCACGCGGUUCGAGACCACUAGCUGGAUACAGUUCGCGCUGCUGACGGCGGUGUUCGCGAUAGAGGCGUACGUGCGCCUGCGCCUCGUGAGCCCCAUGCUGCGCGCCAAGCACAUCAAGACCUCCAUGGAGGAGGCUGCCGGAGGCGGCCAGGAGGUUGGUCGCCUGAUCCUCGGCGAGCUCGCGCACUGUCCGCGCUACCUCCGCGUCCUCAAGGCGUUCCGCGCGUACCACUCCACCAUCGCCGUCGGCACCAUGCUGACGCUCGGCUGCUCGCUAUACUCCACCAUGGUGAUCGUCGAUACCAUGUGCCGCUAGUCCUGGACGCUGUGAUGACAGUCACAGACACCCACGGAUGAAAGCACGAGACAACCUGCUAGUUUAAGUACGGGGCAACACUAUGUAUAAAAUGUUUUUUAAAGCUGACUCAAUUGACAAAACCAAUGGUAACAUGCGAACAGCGCAGUAUUGGUCAGAUUUUUUUAUAGUGUUGCUCAGUAGCUAAAUAAAUUUAUCUGUUACUAUAAUCAGAUGUAAAAUGAUAAAUCAAGUAGUUUUGAUCGGAUUUUCGAAUGUAAAAUCUAGUCAAAAUCUACCUCAAAAACCACAACUAAUAACAUAUCUAUAACUACACAAAUGUUAUACGUUUUCAUCAUAAUAAAAAGAUAAUGUAGUUAUUACAACGAAAUCAGUAUUCCUAUUAAUAAUAUUGUUAAUUAUCUAAAAAGCUGUAUAAUUAAAGCUUAAAAUCGGUUAAAAAUAAAAAUCUUAUUACUGCCAAGCGAUGCUUGUGAAUUUGCCAAUUAUUAUUUCGGUAGUUUUUAGUAGGUAUAGGUAUUUAAUUUACAAUUGUAUUAUUUAAGAUUAAUUUGUAUUUAAUUAAAAUAAUGCAAAGUAGGUAGGGGCUCGGGCUGUGAAGUCUAUAUUUUUUAGAUAGGAAAUUGACGAAUUUGUGUGAUGUAGAAAAGAUACUCUGGAAGCGCUGGUCGCUCGUAGUUCGAAAAAAGUGUGAAACUUUAGUUCCAAAUUGUAUAGGCUUAAGGCUCAUACACUGUGGUUGUGAAUUUGAACGUUUACAUUUAUGUAGCUCAUUUUAAAAUAUACUUUUCACGAGCUACAAAAAUGUAGACGUAAACAGACAUUUAGGUAGUCUACCUACGGAUCUUGCCAAGGUCUGAACGACCUAUUGUAUUAAGAAUUUGCAGCCGGAGCCAUCGGAGCUGCUUGAUGUUGAAACUCUAGUUGUUCGCUCUCUAAUUUCCUGCAAAGGUACUGCCAUGAAUAAUUUUAAGUGUAGUGUACAUAUAUGUAUUAAAUAAUGUUUUGGCGAAACUGUAGUGUUGCCAGCGUUGCGACGAUCCUAGUGCGCAGGAAGUUAGGGCUGCAACUACGCGCGAUGGCGCCAAAAGCAGUCACUAUUUCGAUUUUGCACUGUCUCAGUAAAGCUGUUCAUGAUGUUCAUGGAUUUACGAGGUGUAUAUAAGCGCGAUGUGAUACAGGAGCAAGAAUCUUGGCGUUGACUGCGUGUGUUUGGCGCUUUGCGCGAUAUUUUGUGCAGAAUGCGACAGAAAGGUCUAGUCGUGCGAGAGUGUCACAAAUUACUCGCACGUCGAUUGUGAUGCGCUGAGCAUUUGUAUGAAAGUGAUUAAUAGACCUUCCCGUAGCUAUCAAGCAGCAUAAAGAAUUAACAGGGGGUUUAUUUAAUUCCAUGCUUACUUCUAAAAGUAGAGCUACUCGUCAUUUUGUCUCGGUGUGAGAAAAAUAAGCGUUUGCUCUACAUUUAUAAAUAAGCAUUAGCCUUAUUACUGUUGUAAUUUAUAGUUAGUCUAAGUUUAUCAGAGCUAUAAAACUUUGAAUGCUAACGAUAGAUAAUAAAAAGAUGAUAUUAAACCUUUAAGUCAUGUACAUACUAGACGAAAUGCAUCAAUAAAAUAUAUAGUAUCCUCAGUUCCAAUCAUAAAGAACCGAUUAGAUCUAUUACCCCUAGGAGGCUCUCUGUGACCCCGGCCGGAUUAUCGAAGAUCCACAACUUUUAUCUGGAUUCAACGCAAUAGUUUUCAAUUCCAGAAUAUAUUAACUGUAUUAGACAGGAAUAAAGUACAUAUCAUUAAUUGCCAAUAGUGUUUAAUGCUUGAUAUUUUUGCAUUUGAAUUAUUUUGUUACGUUGUGAUGAUAUUUCGUGAAACUGAAAACGACUCUUGCUCGGGCUUUACUACGGGCCGGCCGUUAAAGGAGUGGAUCUAAUUUGUUCUUUAAUAUUUUAUUUUUAACAAUGAUCUGAAUGUUAGAAUGUAAGUUUUGUUAUUUAUUUGGAAGAAUGAAAAAAACUAUUCAAAUACAAACCUAUAAAGAA